UUUGGAGUCUGGGUGGGAGGAGAAAGAAGAGAAAAGGGGAGGGGCCGACUGGGCAGGGUCCGGGGAGGGGAGGAGCUUAGGGCCCCGCCUCCUCGCUGCAGCGCCGCGGGCCUGGAGCAGCUGCAGCCUCCGCCCCAGCUGUGGGACCCAGGAAUCCGAGGUGGUGGGAGCUGGCGGGUGCCAAACGGCGGCAUGCGGGACUCAGAGGAUGCAGCCAUGCGGCCUCCAUUGGCAGCUGAGGAAGAGGAGGAUGCAGGGUCUGAAGAGGAGGAGUUAUGGGAGAAGAUUGAGGGUGUCCGGCACAAGCUGACUCGAGCCCUCAACCCUGCCAAGCUCACCCCAUAUCUGCGCCAGUGUCGAGUGAUCGAUGAGCAGGAUGAAGAGGAGGUGCUGAGCACCUAUGGUUUUCCCUGCAGGGUCAACCGGACUGGGCGACUGAUGGAUAUCCUGAGAUGUCGAGGCAGGAGGGGCUAUGAGGCUUUUCUGGAGUCCUUAGAAUUCUAUUAUCCAGAGCACUUCACCCUGCUGACUGGGAGGGAACCUGCUCAGCGCUGCUCCAUGAUUCUGGAUGAGGAAGGUCCUGAGGGCCUGACCCAGUUCCUGAUGACAGAAGUGAGGAGGCUGCGGGAGCAACGCAAGGCUCAGCUACAGAGGGAGCAGCAGCUGCAGGCCCAGACCCGGGCCCUGGAGGAGGAGCGGGCCACGUUGGAACGCAAGCUAGGGGAACAGCUGCAGGCCCAGGAACGGUGCCAGCGACUCCGGGAGGAUUGGGAAUCCAGCAGCCUGGAACUACUGAGGCUCAAGGAGGAGAACUACAUGAUAGCCAUGCGCCUAGCACAGUUGAGUGAAGAAAAGAACACAGCUGUCCUGCGCAGCAGAGACCUGCAGCUGAUGGUAGAUCAGCUUCGGUGCAAGGUGAGCCGGCUGGAGGAAGAGUGUUCCAUGCUCCGGGGGCAAGCCAGAAGCCCAGCCCCCUCAGUUCAGGAGACAGAGGACAAGGAGCCUGAGGUGCCAGACCUCAUUUCCGAGCUGCAGGCGGAGAAUCAGAGACUGGCGACUUCCCUUCGAGAGCUUCAGGAAGGCCUAAAGCAGGUCCUGAGUGCUCACCUGGAGGGUUGGCCUGGCUCAGAACGGAUCAUCUUGGACAUCUUAGAACAUGACUGGAAGGAAGCUCAGGAUGACCGACAGGAACUCUGUCAGAAGCUUCAUGAUGUUCAGGGUGAGCUCCAGUGGGCUGAGCAGCUUCGGGACAAGUAUCUACAGGAGAUGGAAGACCUGCAGCUCAAACAUCGAACCCUGCAAAAAGACUGCGGCCUCUAUAAACACCGCAUGGCCACUGUCCUGGUGCAGCUAGAGGAGAUCGAGAAGGAGAGGGACCAGGCCAUCCAGAGCCGGGACCAUAUUCAAGUCCAGUAUUCCAAGAGUUUGGUUGAGAAGGACCAAUAUCGGAAGCAGGUGCGAGGCCUGGAGGCUGAAAGGGAUGAGCUGCUGACCACGGUCACCCGGCUGGAGGGGGCCAAAGGCUUAUUAGAAGCCCAGCUCCAGCGGGCCCAGGGCUGUGUUGGCAUGAAGGCCUGCAACUCUUCCCACUCUCUGUGUUCCAAUGUCAGUAGCACUUGGAGUCUGAGCGAGUGCCCCUCUCUGCUGGGGGGUCCAGACAUGACUGGGGAGACCACCACUUCAGGGGGAUCUGAGCCCCAUGCAUUGGAGGAGUCCGUGGAUAGUGAGAAGGAAAUCAACCGUCUUUCGAUCCUCCCCUUCCCUCCUAGCGCUGGCUCCAUCCACCGGCGGCAGCGAGAGGAAGACCCGUCCCCCCCAAAGAGGUCCUUCAGCAGCACCUCAGACAUACCAGGGAGCAUCACCCUCAAGACAUGGUCUCCUGGGCUUUCCUCCUCCUCCUCCUCUGAUGUCCUGUGGUCCACAGGGAAGACAGAUACCAUGGCUGCCCGAGGCUGUGCCUCUGAGCUGCUGACGAGGUCUCUAGCUAUUCGAGGGUCAUCAAGACAGAGUCCUCCAGGUGGUCCAGAGCCCCAAGAGAAGGGGACAGAGAGCACAUCUUUCCUCGGGAAUAACCACUCUGGGGUGGUGCUUCGUCGAGCAUUGUCGGGUCCAGGAACAGAAUCCACAAUGGAGGUGCGGGAGGGCCACCAAUUUUUAGAGGUGAGAAGAGACAAUCCAAGCCCAGAGGAUGCUCAGGCCCAGCUGAGCACCUUGCACUGGAAUGAGGCUACCACCUUCACUUUCUUCCAGGAUAUGAAAGUGUGCCCAUCCCUCAGGGAAUACUCUGAUGCCACCUGCAAGAAGGGAUCUUCAGGAGCCGGUUCCUUCUAUGUCCGAGCCAACUAUCCCUUGCCUGAGCAGGCUGACCCCCGGGCUCUGUGUGUGAAAGGACAGGAGAUCCUGCGCGUGGUAGAUCCGGCCUAUAAGGGUCGGCCCGAGUGGUACUGUGCCCGGGUCGACCCCCUCACCCUUCGAGACCUGGACAGAGGCACAGUGCCCAACUUCCGGAGAGCCCAGCAGCUUCUGGAGGCCCAGGACAAGUACCCACACUAUGGUCGCUCCAGGAGUCACCGGAGUAAUCUAAAGAAACGUGCCCUAGACCAGCUGCGUUUGGUGAAGCCCAGACUCUCGGGGGGGCCAGGUGAUCCCCAGGAGCAGUUGUUGCUAGACCCUUGCUCAGAUCCUGACCGGAGCUCCAAGCCCUACAGCUUGGUCCGGCCCCUGCUCGUGUCCUCACUCCGUCCCGUGGUGCUGUCCCCCGAGUGCCUGGCCCCCCGGCUAAUCCGAAACCUGUUAGACCUGCCUUCUUCCCGCCUGGAUUUCCAUGUGUGUCCCUCAGAGAGCCUCACUGGAGAGGAGCAGCUGGUCCCCGCGGCUCCCGGCGCCCCCUCCGCCCGUCCUGUUCCUCAGGGUCUGGGUGUGAGGAUCCGGACCAUCCAGGAGUCUAUUGGCAAGAACAAACACUGCUUGCUAGAGCUGAGCCCCCAGAGCGUGAGGGAGUUGGUGAGGAGUGAGAUCUACCCUAUUGUCAUCCAUGUGGAUGUGACCGAAAAGAAUGUUCGGGAAAUCAGGAGUUUGCUGGGCCGACCAGGUUGGCGAGACUCGGAGCUCCUGAGGCAGUGCCGAGGCUUGGAGCAUUUGCUGUGGGACCUGCCAUGCUCCUGGGCACGGGUGGACACACACGCCUGGGCCCACGCGGAAGAACUAGCCAAGGUGGUCCGGGGCCGUAUUCUCCAGGAGCAGGCCCGGACAGUGUGGGUGGAAUGUGGCGAGAUCUGAUGGCUGCUGCCGUUGGGGCUGGGGACCCAGCCGGUCUGGGGCCUCCCCAGGCCCCCCGGGCCUGCCUCUGCUCCCCCUGACGCGCUCCUUCUCCAAGCACUUUGAAGAUGGCACCAGCCUCCCUCUCUGUGGGAGCCGGUCUGUGGCUGCCCCUUUGGGAAGACUGAACUCUGGCUGAUGGGAGGUGGCUGUCCUGUUCUGCGUCUCCUAGCUGGGUGUGGAGGGCCCGGGAGUGCGGAUGCUUCACUGCCAGGCCUUCUCCAUCCCUCUCCUUUCUCCCGAGCAGCCUUUCAGCUCUAGGCUCCCAUCCAGGAAGAGCCUGUCCUUGGCCUCUUAAGAACCUUUUUUUCCUCUCCAACCCUUCCCUUCUGGCUUGGAAUCAAUGCCAAGUGUUGGUGCCAGGGCAGAAGAGCGGGAAGGGUUAAGACAGGACCUCCGGCCUCUAGACCUGGCGCUCUACCCCGAGCCACCUCACACCCCCGGAAUCUUUAGAGAUCCUUAACCUGGUCCGUAGCUCCCCCCCACACAAGCGAGAUCUCUGUGAACUUGGAUGGGACAAAACCGCCAUCUUUCCUUUAAUCUUCUAACCUCAACUUCGGAUUUCCUUCAACCAUGAAUGUAGCCAACGAAGCAUGAUCCUGUGGAGGGGUCCCUGGGGGCCCCCAGACUUUUCCCUCGUGGGGUCCAGGCCACAAAGUGAAGAAGCCCCAACUCCAGGGGCCGCAAGUCUGGCUGCCAUUCCUUCCGUGUGCCCCCUCGUCCUGUUCCUUGGGAUGGAGGGAUGCUCUCCUACACAUGCCUUCUCCUGUGCGUACAUGUGCUCCCUCAUCCACAUAGCUUUUACAUGUGUGCCCACAAGUAUACCCAGUGGCACAAGACACAGAGCAGCCACACUAGCAUGACCUUGCCAUGUUCACAAACACACACGCUCACACAUGACCACAUCACACGUGCUUCUGUGCCCAUUUUCUCACUCAAAUGCAUCAUAGCAAGGGGGAAGGGACUUCAGAGCCAUCGAUCCCAGGCAUCCCCCCCCAUUUUUUCAGAGAAGGAAACAAACCCAGGAAGAGGGAGGGACUUUCUGAAGGGCAGGAUUCGAAUCCUGGUUCUCUGGGUCCAAUUCCAGAUUUCCUUCUCCUGUUCCACGUUGUUAUUAUGUCAUCUGUGCCCACAAUGUAAUACAUGUGCCCUAUGUGAAUCUGUGUGCUCCUGUAUGCACUUGCUCUCAUUGGUGCUCAGACACCUUACUUACAUGUUCACAUACAUGCAUGUCUUUGCCAUCUAGCAUGUGUGUAAACAUCCAUGUACACUCCCCGCCCUUGCAAUUUACCCAUGUUCAUGUGUGUCUCCGUGUUCCCACAUGUGAUCACAUUUCCGUGAUCUCACAUGCAGUGUCACCCCAGCUUUUGCACACGUGUGUGUCUGCACAUACCUCGGUCCCCCCUCUGUGAGACACUGAAUGGAAGCUGCAGAAACUUCUGUGGCUGGCUAGAACUGGAGACUGUAAUGUGUAUAAAUUAUUAAGAGCCUCUUUAUUAGGAAUCUGGUGUACAAAGAAGAAAAUUAAAUGCCAUUUGUAACAGAA
Messenger RNA from Gracilinanus agilis (Agile Gracile Mouse Opossum), 4864 nucleotides. RefSeq names its product caspase recruitment domain family member 10 (gene CARD10). Gene Ontology annotation, biological process: regulation of apoptotic process. Bases 193 to 3279 code for a protein of 1028 amino acids. NCBI's taxonomy places the organism in Eukaryota, Metazoa, Chordata, Mammalia, Didelphimorphia, Didelphidae. The record is from RefSeq and is a predicted model, not a curated record. The transcript has 21 exons.